Molecule: messenger RNA, 579 nt
Organism: Beauveria bassiana ARSEF 2860
Lineage: Eukaryota; Fungi; Ascomycota; Sordariomycetes; Hypocreales; Cordycipitaceae
Product: phosphate transporter
Exons: 3
Coding region: 1-579 (192 amino acids)
Biological process (GO): protein targeting to ER
Cellular component (GO): mitochondrion; endoplasmic reticulum
Source: RefSeq, a predicted model, not a curated record
AUGGCCGGCCUCAGUCCCCAAAUUACCAACCUGAUCAUCAUCCUCGGUAUGAUGCAGGUAUCGAAGCGCAUCCCCUUCGAAGACCCCCAGGUUCUCAACACGGUCCGCGCCGUCUACAUCGGUAGCAAUGUUGUCAUUGCCCUCAUCUACGCCUACAUCCUGUCUCAGAUCAACAAGAAGAAGGACAUGACUACUCUCAAGUACGUCGAGCCUGCGCCCAUGGGCUCCUCCGAGGAGGGCAAGCUCGUCACCACCACGAUCCACGCCUACGACACCGCCCAGCUCAAGCAAGCCUUCCGCGGCCAACUCAUGGCCGUCGCCAUGAUGGGCUUCAUGCACUUGUACAUGAAGUACACCAACCCCCUCAUGAUCCAGUCCAUUAUCCCCGUCAAGUCCCUGUUUGAGAGCAACCUUGUCAAGAUCCACCUCUACGGCCAACCCGCCUCGGGCGACCUCAAGCGCCCUUUCAAGGCUGCGGCCGGUUUCAUGAGCGCUAUGCAGGGAGGCCAGACUCAGAGCGACAAGAAGGCUGUCGAGGCUGCCGAGAAGGCCGGCCGCGGCGGUGCCAAGGAGGAGUAA